Tarenaya hassleriana is the source of this 1060-nucleotide messenger RNA. RefSeq names its product protein CHAPERONE-LIKE PROTEIN OF POR1, chloroplastic. NCBI's taxonomy places the organism in Eukaryota, Viridiplantae, Streptophyta, Magnoliopsida, Brassicales, Cleomaceae. The transcript is spliced from 3 exons. The record is from RefSeq and is a predicted model, not a curated record. Gene Ontology annotation, cellular component: chloroplast membrane. Bases 52 to 903 code for a protein of 283 amino acids.
UCUCCUCUCCUCAAAUAAGCCCAUGCCUCAAGGUUUCCUCACGAGGAAAGAAUGGCAGCCGCUUCUCUCUCCGUCCGACCCAACCCGCUCAUCCCCGGUUCGAACCUCCAUCCUCACAAGGUUCAUCCCUUCAUUUCCGUCAAGAUCGAUCCUUGCAGGUCGCUCGCUAUUUCGCCUCCCCGGCGUCGAUGCGCGGCGGCCAGAGCCAGUUCCCGGGCCGACGAUUCGGCGCCGUUCGAUAUGUCCCUGGAAACCGCCCUCAAGGUCCUCGGAGUCUCCGAAGGCGCCUCCUUCGACGAUAUUCUUCGCGCCAAGAACUCGAUCCUUGCUUCCUGUAAGGAUGACCUCAACGCAAUCGCUCAGGCUGAAGCUGCUUAUGAUUUGCUGCUGAUGCAAAGUUUUAACCAACGACGAUCCGGCAAAGUGGUGAAUAACAGCAUUCGUUAUGCUGAUGUUAAACCCAGUAAUGUUUUGGGAAGAGGGUCAGUGUCUCAGUGGAUGCAGGCUUCGAUGAAGAAUCCCCCUGUAUCAUUCGAGACGCCAUCCAUGAGCGAUCUGGGUUUGCAAGCUGGAGUCUAUGGAGCGUUGAUGGUUUUAACAUACGUGAAUGGGAGUUCAACUGAGUCUUCCAGUAUGCCUUAUGCUGGUGCCGAUGUACCUGGACUGAUCUUGGCUAGUAGCUUCGGAGCUUCCCUGUACUUCAUGACGAGAAGGAACGUUAAGCUAGGCAAAGCGGCUGCUAUAACCGUAGGAGGACUAGUGGCCGGGGCAGCUGUAGGAUCAGCAGUUGAGAGUUGGUUGCAAGUUGACGUGGUCCCAUUUCUCGGGCUGCACUCCCCAGCUGCCGUUGUGGGUGAAUUCAUAAUCGUCUCACAGUUGUUGGUGUCUCUAUUCAUAGGGUAAAACAGAACAGCGACAUCUAACGCAUAUAUGUAUUGUUAGUUGUUGUUCGUUUCACGUUGCAUUGGCCCAAUGCAUUGUGUACAGAAGAGAAACAAGAACAUUAAAAGUCAUGCAUGAUUCUGUAUUUAUCACCCCGAGAGCUGGUGUUUUAGAUUAA